Condylura cristata (star-nosed mole) is the source of this 5063-nucleotide messenger RNA. It is a transcript of the gene CCDC180, whose product is annotated as coiled-coil domain containing 180. The record is from RefSeq and is a predicted model, not a curated record. NCBI's taxonomy places the organism in Eukaryota, Metazoa, Chordata, Mammalia, Eulipotyphla, Talpidae.
AUGAUUCCUGGAAACUGGAUUUCCAGCAGGAGCAUUCAGCCAGCAACCAAGAUGUCCUCAGUGGGGAAGGUAACCAAAGUUUCCAGCGGCCAGGUCUACCAACAGAUCUUCAAGGCUGAGAUGCAGCUAAUCCACACCCUGGCAGCCUCCAGGAAGCAGGCUCUGGAGCGUUCCCAGACUCUGAUGAGGGGUGUCAGGAAACCUUUGAUGAAGAAGACGGAUAUUCCUGAGGGGGAGAUGAUGUCUCAUCGGCAGCGGAAAUGGGUGCACAGCCUCCCCAAUGACUGGAUCACAGAAAACCCUGUUCUCUACAGGGAACAGGAAAUAAUCAAGAUGAAGAAAGCUCAAGAGAGCAAGAGCACCAUUGCUGCCCGAGAAGUGCGGGGCCUCAUGGACACCGUAGUUCCCGAGAGCAUCAGCACCCUCGCCCCUCAAGUGGAACGAGACAACAAGAGGAAAGCCUACGAGAGUGCUCUGGGGAACUUUAAGGAGGAGAUUGCUCAGAUCGGGAUGGAAAUGGAACCUCUCAUCUUAGAGUCAGGAGCAUGUCUUUUACAAAAACUGAUUGGGUCUGAUGAAGACAUCAACCUUCUCUUCAAAAAGGUGGAGGACGGCAACUUGGAAAGCUACAGUAUCCAAACCCUGAUGGAGCUGUGGGACCAGGUGACUGAGCGGUACCUGUCUCAGAAGCAGGAGGUGAAGGGGCUGGAUGAGACGCUGCACUCGCUUGAAUUCUCCCGGGCAGACAAACUAAAAUUUGUGUUGAAAAAAUACGUGGGGAUCAUAGAGAAAACUUCCUACCUCAUGCAGCCGGACGUGUACAGGCUGAUAAAUAAAGAAGCCAUGAUCAUCAACCACGCUCUGCUGGGUAACCGGAGGGCCCUCGCCCAGCUGUUUGUCAACCUGAUGGAGGCCACACUGCAGCAGGAGCUCGAAAGCCAUCGCCGCUGGCAGGACCUGGUGGAUGUGUGGAAAACUCUCAAGAAGGAGGCCGUGGUGCAGAGUUUCUGUGAGUUCAUGGCCAGUGAGAGGAUCCAGGCUCCUCCGACUGUGAAGAAGAAGCUGGAUAGCAUACUGAAGAACCAGGAAGUCCUGCAGAAGAAGCGACUGGACCAUCUCUGCACCAUCUGUGACCUUCUGCCUCCCAAUUACAGUAAAGCUCAGCUGAUGGAAUGGUAUUCUUCUCUCAACUCCCUGAAUAAGAACCUCGAUGACUACCACGUGAACUGCAUGAUGCAGAUUCACCUGCUGUACGAGGACACAUGGCAGGAGUGUCUGGCCCAGGUGCAGAAGAGUAAGAAGCAGCUGCUGGACUGCAAAGCCUUCACGGAGGAGGAGGUAGAGAGCCUGCUGAACCCAUCCUUCUUCCACAUGGUGGGAAAGUUCCAGAGCAAGAUGGAGGAGGAGCUGGAGUGCUUAGAUAAAUCCUUUGAGGCCCUGGCAAAGCGAACAGAGUGGCAGAGCCUGGACCUCUUCAGCUACUUCCAGGAUGCCGUGCAGCUGUGGGAGGCGCAUCAGAAUGAGCUGUCUGUGCAGGAGCUGGAGCUUGAGAAGAGGAUGGAGUAUCAGCAGCAGAAAUGCAGCCUGGAGGACCAGGCCCAGGAAGACCAGCUUGACCAGCUUGUGGACCAACUGCGGCAGCAAAGCCUUGAGGAAACACUGAAGCUUCACCUGGAAAGGGCCAAAGAUUUUCUGAAGACUAUGAAAAGCAGACAUGAGAGUUCUCAUGCCCUCCUGACAAAGGAGGUGACAGAGUACCCCAUGAUCAUCCUGACGACGCUCAACUCCUACAGCUCCUCCCUCAGCAGACACUUCUAUGUCCGUGAAAUCUUUGAACAGAACCUAGAUGGUGAUGUCAUUUUCAAAAUAAGGGAACCAGAAGCACGUGAAAAUCAGUUCCAGGAGAUAAUGAGAAAACAGAGGAGAAAAAAGUGGUCAAAAGCAGAAGAGAGCAAAAUAAAAAUAACCAUAACUAGAGGAACAAGUUCUUCAAGUUCAGCCGAAGAAAUGGAAAGAGAUCAAGACAUCGGGUCAUCCACGACUGAUGAGAUAGACCUGCACCAGCAGGAAGUGUCUAUCCUGGGUGAUGAACUAGAUGAUCUCAUAGAGAGCAAUAUGCAGAGAUGUGAAGCAAUGCAGGCUGACAGGGGAAGUUCCCUGACAUUAUCUCUGGACCAAGAAGAGGUGAUGGUUCAAGAAAAGGAGGAGGAGGAGAUGAAGGAAAAGGUGAAAGAGGAAAAUGAGGAGGGAAAGGAAGAAAAGGAAGUGGUGGAGAAUAAAGAGGAGGAAGGAGAGGAAGAGGAGGAGGAAGACCAGGAGAGUUUGCUUAUGGAUGAGGUUAAAGUUGAGGAAGAGAGUGACGAUGAGCUCUCCGAAGAGUUUAUGGAGUCCUUUACAACCUCCAGUGGGAACACUUAUUUUGUCUUUCUGCCCCUGGAACAAGAGGAGGAGAGUUGCAAGAAACCCCAUGUCAGUCUUUCUGCCAUUCUCAUAAAUGACACUCCCAAUGCCAAGUUUCUAGAACAAGUGAUCAUUCCAUCCAAACUCAUUUCAGAAAUUAAGAAACAGCUUCGAACUGGUUUUUUUGAGCACCUAGAGAAGUGGUUUGACCAGCGUUCCCUUCACACCCGCGUCGUUGCAUCCACCAAGAUCAAUAAGCUGGAGUCAGAGCUGGAGCUGUAUCUGCACCUGCACCAGCCAAGAGCCCAGAUCAUUGAAAAGGACAUCCACAACGUCAGGGCAGCUGAGCUCUUGCUACACCAAGAGCGGCUGGACAGCCACUGUGCUGGGGUGGUCGAGACCCUGAAGAAGGAGAAGAUGAUGUUUUACCAGUUCCAAGAAGAGCAAAACAUGCGGAGCAAAAACUUCCGCCGCAAGAUUUACGACAUGGAACAUGUCUUCUUGAAUGCCACUAAAAGUCAGAGGCUGACCACUCUGAGCACCACGCUGCACCGGGAGCUGCUUAGCUACGUCGACGUCAUCCAGGUGUCCCUGCGCAGCUUCCGGCAGUACCUAGAGGAAAGCCUGGGCAAGCUCCGCUACUCCAACAUUGACUUCAUCAAGCAGUGCAGAUUGUUUGCAGAGGGAGGCAACUUUUCUUCUGAAGAAAUUGCUGCACUGUGUCAUCGACUAGAGAAGGAAGCUUCCCGGAUAGAGUUUGUGGAAAACUUAAUCAUGAUCAACAUGGAGAAGAUGGAGAAUGAGUACCUGGAUCAGGCCAAUGAUGUCAUCAACAAGUUUGAAAGUAAAUUCCAUAACCUGUCUGUGGACCUUAUUUUCAUAGAGAAAAUCCAGCGGUUGCUGACAAAUCUACAAGUGAAAAUCAAGUGUGAGGUGGCAAGAUCCAAUUUGCAAGCAGAGGGAUUAAAUUCUUGUCUGAAGCAGCUUCAAAGCAAGAUAGAAAUGUAUCGAAAUUCACGGGGAGAUAAAAAAAUGGUGAACUCAGAAGACCUCCUCAACUUUGUGCAAAUGUGGAAAGAAAAACUGAACCAGAGGAUUCAGUACCUUGACUGCAUCCUGGGCAUGAUCACGCAAGUGAUCUUUACUGAAAACCUCAUGGACAACCUGGAGGUUGAGAGUGAUGUUCUGACCUCUUCAGAAGUCCUUGAAGAGGAAUCCAAGGUAGAUCACAUCGUUCCUGAGUGCUUUGCCCAACCGAGCCGCAUGGGGAAGUCUAUGAUUGAAGACCCAGCUCUGGAGGUUGUUAAGAAAAUUCUGCAACCUCUCACUUCAAAAGGCUCUACCCAUCAGUGUGACAAAGAUCGGUCCCAGACAGGUAGAGUCAAACAGGCGUGUGGGUGUUAGGGAACUAGCAGCGGGGAAGCCGCAGGUACCACCUGGUCCACCCUACCUCGGGUCCUCUGCUUUUGUCCUGGGUGCUCAUCCUCCGAAGGCUUGAGGCGACAUCAGAACCGGGGGGAACACUUCGUGAAGCUGUUGCCCAGUACCAGUGUCACCUCAUUAGGGAGCUUCACUCGGCACACCAAGCCCAACCGAAUGGACAGAAGGUACCAGGUGCUCGGGGACAAGCCACCUCCUCCUUCUGAGACUUUUAGAGGCAUCAUCCUGAGCCUGUUAUGGGACAGCAAUGAACAUCUGCUGCUGGUCGCAGAGGACUUCUACCGCAAAGAGAAGCGCUCUGUCACCAGGCCUGAAUGCAUGUAUGAAACCUUUGACCAGUGUGCAGAAAACAUUGGCAAAAAGACCUUGGAUUACCUCAGCGAGACAGACGAGUACCACAACUCCUGCCUCAUAGAAUUACGGACCCAGAUGAGGAGGUUUGAAGAACUGCUACCCCAGGUGUGUUGGCUGGUGAUGGAGAAUUUCAAGGAGCACCACUGGAACAAUUUUUUUACCUCUAUCCAAGAGAUCCGGGAAGAGUUCCGGGAAUAUCAGAAACAGGUGGAAAAAAGUAAGGAUGAAAAUGUCCAGAAACUUCACCCAAAUCUUGGACACCCCACACAUUAUCAGACAAUGGAGUCGCUGUGUCAAAUGGAAGAGAAAAGGCAGGAAGAUUUGGAUGCGAUGAUCAUGGCAACUAGGGAGAAGCUGGAGGAAUUAACCAAGAAGAGCGGGCGGUUUUUCAUAUCCAGCUUGGCCACCUUCACUGAGAAGUUCCUGCUGCAGUUGGAUGAAGUGGUCACCAUCGAUGACAUCCAGGUUGCUAGGAUGGAGCCGCCCAAACAGAAAACAUCCAUUCUCAUACGGAGGAAACUUGCUGGACACUCACUACAGGAGGAGAUUGAGAAGCCCCUGAUUGAACGUGGGAGCAGGAAGUGGUCGGGAAUCAAACCAACCGAACUCACCAUCCAAACCAAGAUUCUCCUCCGGAAAACAUCAUCGAUCACCACCAACAAAACAACCCUGGGCCACCUGGCAGCUGUGGAAGCCCGAGAUACUGUCUACCUGAAGUACUUGGCAUUAUUUGAAGAGGAGCUGAAGAAGAUCCAGGAUGAAAACACAUCACAGAUGAAGGAAGCUCAGUGCUGGAAGGACAGCUGGAGGCGCUCCGUGCACAUCAUCCGAGGCCUGUACAUGUGACACCCUCAACCACACAAAUAAAG